GCGUCCAUCUGCUGCGCAUGCGUAUUACGACGCCGCUGGUUGUAAGUAGAAAUAUUAUGGCUGUCGUGAUGCAGACGGAAGACUUUCCUUACUUACCUUCGGGGCCGGCGGAGGUAAAUAAGAUGAUAAAGGAGCACAGUGACCUGUUUUCUGACUCCCAGUGUAAAGUCUGCAGUGCUGUCCUAAUUUCUGAGUCUCAGAAGUUGACUCAUUAUCAGAGCAAGAAACAUGCCAACAAAGUGCGGCGAUAUAUUUCCAUCCAAAAUGAGAAGGAGCCAGCGUUCAAAAAGUUAAAGACAUCAUCAUCAUCAUCUGACAGUGACUGUAACAAUGGAGACACUGACCGGUCUAAGGUGUGUCAUGUAUGUAACAUGACCUUCUCCUCUCCUGUGGUGGCCGAGUCUCACUACCAGGGAAAAGUUCACGCCAAGAACCUGAGACUGAAGACGGCCGGUCCCCAGACCCCAGCGGUAGCCUGCCAAACGGCACCAACAGUUCAGCCGAAGAAGAAACCUGCAGAUGAUUUGAGCAGUGUGCCAGUAAUGGGCAACAACAACAACAACAACAACAACAACAACCCAGACCGUUUCUGCUCCAUCUGCCAGGCCUCCUUCAACAACCCGCUCAUGGCCCAGCAGCACUACGUUGGCAAGAAGCAUAGAAAACAGAUGACCAAGCUCAAACUGAUGGAGACGUACGGUCCCUCCACAGCACCAGCAUCUACACUUAAGGGCUACCCAUGUACUGUCUGCAACAUUGAACUAAACUCUGUGGAGCAGUACCAGUCGCAUAUCAGUGGUGCCAAACAUAAGAACCAAAUGAAGAAAUCAGGCAUGAACACUACAGAGAACCAACAAGCAGCAGAACAAUCAUACGGGAGUGACAACCAGUGCACCAGCGAAGACAACCAGUACACAGCUGCAGAUGACCAGUACGCCCCUGGGGACGACCAGUACACAGCCGGAGAAAACCAGUACACUCCCGAGGACACAGAGUACUCAGAGGAGUACCAGUAUACUUGAGGCUGGACAGGGAGGGACUGCAGAGGUUUCAGUCAGGACUUGGAAUGACACACAACAACCAGCCCCUUUAACACAUUAACAAACCAUCAACCUCCAUGGACCUUCAGCUCCUGUCAGAGUCUCUCGUCAGUAGGUGUUCCCCCGGAACAGAAUCAUCUAAACCACAGGUUUGAACCCCAACGCGUUAGUUUGUCAUUUUGGGUUCCCAGCUGAAACGGCUAAAGAAUGUUUUUUCUCCUCUAAUGGAAAAAAAGUUUUGUUUUUCUCCGUGUGUGUGUGUGUGUGUGUGUGUGUGUGUGUGUGUGUGCGCACGCACGUGUGCGUGAGAGAUGAAAUGAUGGUCAGCAGUUAUACCCUUCAACGUGUGAUCAUAGGUUCAGCGGUGAUGCAGCUUUACCUACAGUCACAAUCAAGAAUGUCUGUGAGGGUUCAACUGCCUGCUACUUCCGUUACAUAUUUGUUUACUGACUGAAAACCAUUCUAAUAGAAAGUCUAAAGCAUAUUAAUCAUUAUUUAAAGUCUGGUUUAAUGCAUCAGUCACAUACAGUAAGCCAAUUUAAUUGUUUAACCUCUACUAACAUCUAACCAGUACUAACAUCUAGUACCAGUCACAUAUAACCAAGGACAAUUCAAAGCUAAGCUGCUCUCCACUUCACACCUCUUGUUCCGCCAUUCAUCUGAAUAUAGUUAGUUUGCAUCUCCAGUGAAUGUAUUUUAAACAUGUCCUCACCUCAUUUCUCUACUUUACCCAUGUUUGAUUAUUUCUAAAUGUGAUGUUGAAGAUGCAGACAUAGGAAAAGACGUGAAGUCGAACCUUAGCAGAGCCAGAUCAGUCACUGUAGCCAGUUUUGAUAAUAUCUUUGCUGCCUAUACAGAUUUAAAACAAAAAAAAAACAGUCUAAGGCUUUCUGCCCAGAUAAAUCUGUUGUUAGUUGAAUUUUUAGAGAAGUUGCUUUUACAGUUUUUCUUUUCCUCCUUUUUUAUUUUUAUUUAAAGCUGAAAUAUCUCGAAGUUGUUUGUUGUUGUUUUUCAUGGAAAUAUUUGCUUGUUCUGUGUAAAUCAGAGUCCAGAUGGUGAAUUCAUUAGAUUUUUUUUAAUGUGGUAAUCUGGACAAGAUGAUACUUGUGGUGGUACAGAAUUCCUCUGAGUUCAACAGUUUCUUAUUUGCUUAUUCUUAAGCACAGUGAUUUUUCACUAUAAGAAGACAACCUAAAGCUUGGUAAAACUCAAAGGAUUUACGAGCAAUCUUUUCUAAUUAUUUAACCAUGUGUUGUUUUUUCCUGUUCCUGUUCAUUUUAUUUUCAUAGGAUGCAUAAGAAAGGAAUAAAAUAUUUUUAUUAUAGGACACUUAAAUAACAUUGUGACAGGGCACAUCUUUAUCAGAUGCUCAUCAUUAAUUGAUGAAAUAUCCAGAUGUUCAGAGCCUAAAUUACAUCCUCUGCUUCUUCAAAAAGUACCAGAAACCGCUGCUGUUAAUCAUUGUCAACACUAAGUAUUUUGUAGAGGUUGAUGUCAUUUUUAUAAAAAGAAAUUCUUUUAAUUUUUCAGGAGUCAGGACAGUUUCAGUUACAGGAUGGAGAGGAAAGGGAUUAUAAUGGAAAACACUAAUACUGUCCUCACAUUUCAAACGUAGUGGAUGUAUUACAGCUGUGGGCUCAUGAAAAUAUAAGCUUUUUUCUACUUUUAAGUUAUAUUCUUGGUUUACUGAAGGGUGAAAGAUUUUUAAAUACUUUCCAUUUGAGAGGUCCAAAAUGGGGCUUUAUAAACUCCAUAGGGAGACUGAUGUAAUUACUGUCCAUAGCAGAGAUUACAAUAUUUACUGCAGAGAUUUUCAAGAGUGAUGUCAAAAUAGAAAGUGAUGUCAGUAUUAGAAUAACAAAAAACAUUUUUUAGUCCAUUUGUCCUCAUAAGAGAUGAUUGGUUGACUAUUUUAGUAUUGAAUGUCUUCAACUUUCUGGCUAACGAAAAAAAACAAUUUUUUUGGAUGUAAUUUAUACGAAGAGGGCUCAUACAUACUGUAUAGUACAUGGUGUAUACAAGACAAAUGGCCUUUUUGUUUUUCAUCCUCGGUCUUUGUGUGUUAGGUGUUUUUGUGAUUAAGAUUUACUUUCAAUAUAAGUUAUGUAUACUUGAGGGAAAAACAUGAAGUGAAGAUGUGCGUUAAGUAAAGAAAUGUUUUAAGAGA
Molecule: messenger RNA, 3207 nt
Organism: Seriola aureovittata
Lineage: Eukaryota; Metazoa; Chordata; Actinopteri; Carangiformes; Carangidae
Gene: znf346
Product: zinc finger protein 346
Exons: 7
Coding region: 18-1022 (334 amino acids)
Molecular function (GO): zinc ion binding; nucleic acid binding
Source: RefSeq, a predicted model, not a curated record